UCUGAACAGCUCAGAUGCUGAAUCUCCUCUGUAUGCCAGUAUUGUACUUCAACAUUGUAUGGCCUUCCAUGACUGUCUUAGUAUGGCAAGAUUAGCCUGGGUGGCUUUUUUUUUCCUAUUGAAAACAUAAUCCAAAAUAGUAUAUGGUUCAAAAUGAUAUCCUGACAGUAGUAGUGUCAGGAUUACACUACUUUAAGUAGUGUAAGUUCCCAUCUUCUGUAAUUUUGGGGGUUUGAGGGAAACAUUUAAUAGUACUGUCUAUAGACCAAGACUUUGCUUCCUCUUUGUUAAAAGUUACUUAAGUCUAAACAUAGAAAGUUGAACUUUGUUUCCCAUAAGACACUGAGACAUAACCAUAGAAUCGGGGACUAAAGAGGAUCUAUCUUUUUUAGGAUGCUAACAAUUUCUUGUAAUCUCUGGGACUUCAUUCUAAUAUUGCUGUUUGGCCUUCUGAAAUCCUGUUAAGGAGAGAUGCUGAAUCUUGAAGGAAGGCGCCUGUACUCAUGUCACAGGUGAAGCACUAUAAUCCAGUGGAACUCUCGGCAUCCAGGAAGUCCAGGAGAGAAGCAAAAAGCUCAGAGAUAUUGACUAACCUGGAAGCUGGAACAUCAUUGGAACUUUGCUUUUCUUAUCCACAUUAAUUUUUUUCAAGCAUCAAGUGGAACUUUUUCAUCUUACUCUGCUUACUGAGAAGAACAUGGCUUCAAGGAUUUUAACUUUCCCUUUAGUUUUGCAUGAACUCUAUAGGGAACGGAGCCCUUAAAAGGUUUGAGAAGAAGAAGAGAUUGAAGACAGACAAGCUUGCUGUCUCUGUUUUCUCUCCUCCUUCAAAGAAAAGGAUUUACAACUGGACUGUGUAACAGCUGUUGUCCAGCCUUGGCCAUCAAGAGAGAAAUAAAUAAAAUUAACUACUGUUGCCAGACUACAAGCACUGGUGAAGAUAAGGUGUGAGAGACUGCCUAAAAGGAGCAAGGACUGCAGUAAAAACAGCUUCUCUUUAAAGCUAGAAGGAGCUCCAGGUCCCUCCUUGGAUUAAAAUAGAAACACAGGGCACACCUCUUUUAGGUGCAGCUCUUAUUUUGUGGCAGUGUGGUAGCUGUGGAGGUACUAUUGUAUCUCCUCAGCAAAGAAGUUGUCCUUGCUUGAAGUUUUCUGCCCUACCCUGAUAUUCUUUCCUUUUGAAUACCUGCCUUCAUCCAUGAGCUAUAUCUUGGUCUGUCUGACUGUCCGUGUUAUCUACCUGCAACGAUUUGCAUGUGUUCAGCCUAUUGUUUGUCUUCAAUUCUUAAACUGUACAAGUUGUGUUUCUUAACCUCCCCUUCUGUUUUGUUCUGGGGCGGUGGUUUUUCAUCAUUUGAAAUCACCUUUCCCCCUCCCAUGUGCUUUCCUUCAUUUGAGAUCUUCUGACUUUCAGUUUUAUUUGGGAGGGGGAAGGGUGAUAAUUUAAAUUUCUCCGUUUUCCCUAGUUUCUUUCCUUUCUGUUGUUUCCCUCAUCCCAUUUUCUUGUCUGUUCUGCCUCUGUGGGUCUGGGCUAUGCGGCAGGGAAGAUCUCCCAUCAGAGCUCCAACAUGCCCUCAGAGUCUGCAAAGAGAUUCAAACCCAGCAAGUAUGUCCCGGUCUCAGCAGCCGCCAUCUUUUUAGUGGGAGCUACAACACUCUUCUUUGCCUUUACGUGUCCAGGACUGAGCCUGUAUGUGUCACCUGCAGUGCCCAUCUACAAUGCAAUUAUGUUUCUCUUUGUGUUGGCCAACUUCAGCAUGGCCACCUUUAUGGACCCAGGGAUUUUCCCUCGAGCUGAGGAGGAUGAAGACAAAGAAGAUGAUUUCCGUGCUCCUCUUUACAAAACAGUUGAGAUCAAAGGUAUCCAAGUGCGGAUGAAAUGGUGUGCCACCUGCCGUUUCUACCGCCCUCCGCGAUGUUCCCACUGCAGUGUCUGUGAUAACUGUGUGGAGGAAUUUGAUCAUCACUGCCCCUGGGUGAACAACUGUAUUGGUCGCCGGAACUACCGUUAUUUCUUCCUCUUCCUCCUUUCCCUGACAGCCCACAUUAUGGGUGUGUUUGGCUUUGGCCUCCUUUAUGUCCUCUACCACAUAGAGGAACUCUCAGGGGUCCGCACGGCUGUCACAAUGGCAGUGAUGUGUGUGGCUGGCUUAUUUUUCAUCCCAGUAGCUGGCCUCACCGGAUUUCAUGUGGUGCUGGUGGCCAGGGGACGCACAACUAAUGAACAGGUUACGGGUAAAUUCCGGGGAGGUGUGAACCCCUUCACCAAUGGCUGUUGUAACAAUGUGAGCCGUGUACUCUGCAGUUCUCCAGCACCUAGGUAUUUGGGAAGACCAAAGAAAGAGAAGACAAUUGUAAUCAGACCUCCUUUCCUUCGACCAGAAGUGUCGGAUGGGCAGAUAACUGUGAAGAUCAUGGAUAAUGGCAUCCAGGGAGAGCUGAGGAGAACUAAGUCUAAGGGAAGCCUGGAGAUAACAGAAAGCCAGUCUGCAGAUGCAGAACCUCCACCUCCUCCUAAGCCAGACCUGAGCCGUUACACAGGGCUGCGAACACACCUCAGCCUGGCUACUAAUGAGGAUAGCAGCCUCUUGGGCAAGGACAGCCCCCCCACACCUACCAUGUACAAAUACCGGCCAGGAUACAGUAGUAGCAGCACAUCAGCCGCCAUGCCUCAUUCCUCCAGCGCCAAGUUGAGUCGUGGGGACAGCUUAAAGGAACCAACCUCAAUUGCAGAAAGCAGCCGUCAUCCCAGCUACCGCUCAGAGCCCAGCUUGGAGCCAGAGAGCUUCCGUUCACCCACCUUUGGCAAAAGCUUUCACUUCGAUCCACUCUCCAGUGGCUCACGCUCAUCCAGUCUCAAGUCAGCCCAGGGUACAGGCUUUGAGCUGGGCCAGUUGCAGUCCAUUCGUUCAGAGGGUACCACCUCCACCUCCUAUAAAAGCCUGGCCAACCAGACACGCAAUGGAAGCCUCUCUUAUGACAGUUUACUCACUCCUUCAGACAGCCCUGAUUUUGAGUCAGUACAGGCAGGGCCUGAGCCAGAUCCACCUUUAGGCUACACUUCUCCCUUCCUGUCAGCCCGGCUGGCCCAGCAGCGGGAAGCUGAGAGGCACCCACGUUUGGUGCCAUCCGGCCCAGCACACCGAGAGCCCUCACCAGUCCGUUAUGACAAUCUGUCACGCCACAUUGUGGCCUCCCUCCAGGAACGAGAGAAGCUGCUACGUCAGUCACCCCCACUCACAGGACGUGAGGAAGAACCAGCUUUGGGGGACUCGGGGAUUCAGUCAACACCAGGCUCAGGCCAUGCCCCUCGUACUAGUUCCUCCUCAGAUGAUUCAAAGAGAUCACCCUUGGGCAAGACUCCACUGGGACGCCCAGCUGUACCCCGUUUUGGCAAACCGGAUGGGCUAAGGAGCCGCGGAUUAGGCUCCCCUGAACCAGGCCCAACUGCCUCAUACCUGGGCCGAUCGAUGUCUUACAGCAGCCAAAAAGCUCCACCUGGUGUCUCAGAGACAGAGGAAGUGGCCUUGCAGCCAUUACUGACACCCAAAGAUGAAGUACAGCUCAAGACCGCCUACAGCAAAUCCAAUGGGCAGCCCAAGAGUAUAGGCUCAGCCUCCUCUGGCCCAGGCCAGCCACCUCUGAGUAGCCCCACAAGGGGAGGAGUGAAGAAGGUGUCAGGGGUGGGAGGCACCACCUAUGAGAUUUCUGUGUGAGCCUUUGGCUCUCCUUCCCCAUGCCUCUGUUCCUACACCAAAGGGCCCCGGGUGGCCACCUUCCUUCCCUCAAGGGGCUCCCUCCCCUGCAUGGACAUUUUUUAAACCACCGAUUCCAAGAGGAUGCCACGGGGUCGGGGAGUUGGAGAUUGGGGCUCUGAGACCGGGGUAGCAACCCCUAUUACCUUUUAAGACCUUCCCUUCCCUUAUUAAUCCCUGGACCAGACUCAGUGGACAUUUGUGCAAUUGCUCGCUCUGGAGGGUACCAGAUCAUUUUUAAACCAGAAAUAAUUUUUUUUAUUAUUGUUACGGAUUCUAUUUUUUUCCUCUUCUGCGUUACCAGGUGUGUGUGUGUACAUAUACAUAUAUAUACAUAUAUAUGUAUGUAUAUAAUAAAUAUCAAAGAAAUUAUAUAUCUAUCUUGGGAUGGGAUAUAUAGAUGAGGGAUAUAUGUAUGUAUGUAUAUACACAGGCACACACACACAUACACAUAUGCACACACGCACAAAAGGAGGGGGAAUUUUGCUCUUCCUUUUCCUCAGACCAGCAGGAAAUAAGGGAGAGACAUUGAAGUCUUCCUUUUUUCCCAUGGUUCCUUCUUUCGUCCCAGUAACCAACUAAGGAAAUAGCACCUCCUGUUGGUGCUAAUGAUUGAGGAAGAAACCUGGGAAGCAGUGAGUCUGGGGUCUUGAUCAGAUGUGGGAAGCACUUGGAGAGGAGGGUUGGUUUUCUAGGCUUACAGGCAUCUAGUUUCCCCAGGAAAGGGGUUGCAGCUCUGUGGCAGGUGGAGGUGGUGGGGAUCAGGAAGAGAGCUUGGCCUAGUUUAAGAAGUAAUAUUGGAUAAUCCUCCAUUCUUGGGGGGAAAAGAUUAGGGUGGGCUUCUUCAGUGAGCCCCUCAAAGCUUUCCUGUGGCUUACAUUGUUAGCAUGAUUUUAAAAUCCAAGGCCAGGAGAGAAGAAUAAAAAAAAAAAGCAAUAUUUUUCAUCAUAUGCCAAAAAUGGGAUAGAGAGAAGGAGUGGCAAGCCUAGGCCCCUCCGAUUGUCCCUUGGGGGUUACCCCUCAGCCCACCUAAGUAUGGUGCUGGGUAGAGGGGGUACCUGGGUUCUAACCUCUAAGUAAGGGAAGACCCCAGCCUCUAUACAGAGGCCCUUUAUUUUUUAUUCUGAUUAGCCAUUUUAAACCAACAAGGAAUAAAAAGAAAUCCUGAUCUAAUCA
This is a messenger RNA of Dipodomys ordii (Ord's kangaroo rat), 4931 nucleotides long. RefSeq names its product zinc finger, DHHC-type containing 5 (gene Zdhhc5). The coding region runs from base 1569 to 3716 and encodes 715 amino acids. The record is from RefSeq and is a predicted model, not a curated record. The transcript has 12 exons. Lineage: Eukaryota; Metazoa; Chordata; Mammalia; Rodentia; Heteromyidae. Gene Ontology annotation, molecular function: palmitoyltransferase activity. Gene Ontology annotation, biological process: protein palmitoylation.